Amphibalanus amphitrite is the source of this 2230-nucleotide messenger RNA. Its product is annotated as gamma-secretase subunit Aph-1-like. NCBI's taxonomy places the organism in Eukaryota, Metazoa, Arthropoda, Thecostraca, Balanomorpha, Balanidae. Gene Ontology annotation, cellular component: membrane; gamma-secretase complex; endoplasmic reticulum. Gene Ontology annotation, molecular function: protein-macromolecule adaptor activity. Gene Ontology annotation, biological process: Notch receptor processing; Notch signaling pathway; protein processing. The transcript has 6 exons. The record is from RefSeq and is a predicted model, not a curated record. The coding region runs from base 232 to 996 and encodes 254 amino acids.
AUCUUGUAAGGCUCCGAAAACCAUUCAAUUUAUCUCCUUAUUUAGAGAAGUGUAUUGCAACAUUUUGGAUAUAUUUUUGGGCUAAAUUUUGGGCUCCAUUUAUCUUUUCUUGCGUGAGAAUAGUCAUCAUUUGGAGACCAGUAGUUGAAAGCAUAAAAUAACAAUGAAGAGAAGGCCAAGGUCACAGGUUUGGGGUCAGAACUCACAGGAAGCAGUCGUAAAGCAGCCACCAUGACAGUGAUGGAGUUUUUUGGAUGUGGUUUUCUGGCAUUUGGCCCACCCUUAGCAAUGUUUAUCAUCACCAUUGCUAAAGAUCCAAUAAGAAUUAUUAUCCUUAUGUCAAGCGCAUUCUUCUGGCUAUUGUCGCUGCUGUUCUCGUCUCUGCUCUGGUUCGCCGUGGUCCCUCUCCGCACAGAGCUGGCGUUCGGGAUGGUGUUCUCCGUGCUGCUCCAGGAACUAUUCAGGUUCCUGCUGUACAAGCUGCUCCGUCUGGCCGAGAGUGGUCUGAAGAAGGUGACAGACAACGACCAGGUGGUGACGAACCCACACAUCAUGUCCUACGUGUGCGGUCUGGGCUUCGGCAUGAUGUCGGGGGCGUUCUCGCUGGUGAACGUGCUGGCCGACUCGGUGGGCCCGGGCACCAUGGGUCUGCGCGGCCACUCGCCCUACUUCUUCCUGGUGUCGGCCACCCUGACACUGUGCUUCAUCAUGCUGCACACCUUCUGGGGCGUCAUCCUGUUCGACGCCGUGGAUAGAGGCAGCGUGCUGCGGACGCUGUUCGUGGUCGUCUCCCACCUGGCUCUCUCCUGUCUGACGCUGCUGAACGCCACCUCUCUGUACGCGGUGACGCUGGUGGCGGCCGUGGCGCUGACCGUCAUCACCGGCUACGGCGCGCUGCUGGUCACGGGCGGAACGGGGCGCCGCCUGCUCACCUGUCUCCGGCCACGGCCCACCCAGCUGCAGGUGCCCGAGCCGCCGCUGCCCGACCGGCAGUGAUACGCGGCGCGGCUGACCGCCCGGCGUCCACAGCCGAGGGAGCUGACGGCUGGGCACUAGCCUGCUGAGUGCUGGAUGCGGUCUAUGGGUCUGGGCUGUGGAGUGGGGACGGGCUCCCAGCGACAUCUAUUGCGAGCUGUGGUUGUGUGUGCUUAGGUAUGAUUAUUUAUCCUAAAUGUUUGUGUUCAUUAGCUUGAUGUGCGCGCCAUGUAAUGACAUGCUGAUAAUUAGUAAUCUGAUUGGAAAAUUCGUCCGUACCUACAGAGCGAAUAUCUCCUUGCGUCAUUGUUGGAAUAUUUCUAUGCUGUGUAACGGUGUAUAUGUGCUGACUGCUUGGUCGGCCCCUCCAAGGUACGACGCGCCGGCUACAUUUAUUCAAAAUCUAAAAGUCAUGUUGCCUUUUGCCACGCUUCGCAUAGGUCAUGCUUUACUAUCUGUUUUUGGACUUUUGGGAUACGUUUGUCACUUAGUUGUCACGUUAAAUUUUUAGCUUCAUUUUUAUCUGGGGUAUCUUGGGCAUAUUAUUACUACAUCAUACACAUCGUAACAACGUCGACUGUUAGCUUUCUUAGGAAAUGUGUGAGCGUUGUCACAAGUUGAUGAUUGUGCGAUAUGUAGUUGAAGGGGCGGUUGAACAUGUCUAACUAGAAGGCGUACUUGACAUUUUAAUGGCUUUUGGGCGGACUUCUUUAUAGCUCCAACUUUCAAUGAUUUCCGUUCUCUAAUUGUAAACACCUCUUUAUCUUGUGUGCGCCAUGGGCAUUGUUGUGGUAAAGGCAUUGGUGUGCGUUUUGACGCCAUUCAAUCGCUAUUUUCAAUGAAUCAGAAACUUUAGCCAGUUUCGACUGAGUAUCGUUAUCCCCUGCGUUUUGUAACACCCCUGCGUACCUGUCUGUCGAAUGGACCAUGUCCUGCAGUCCUCUCUAGAACGUCCCGGUCGUGCCGGCAGGUCCCCCAGCGCGGCGUGGUCUCGGACCGCCACGUCACCCUGACCUUCCCUGGGUGACGGCGUGACGUGGAUCAUCCCACGCGCCCGGCGCGCUCCUCCGUUCCUGGCCCGGCGACCUGCGUUCCUAGUUCACUGACUGAUCCCGCCACCCGGCCGCUCCUUACCUCGCCGCUGACGCCGCGGUGAGUCUGGACGGACCGCGGCUUGUCGUCUGCUUAACUUGUAUUAAUCGCCAUUCAUGUUUUUCACUGACGAGAUGUGUUAAAUACAUUCCACUUCUACUCA